Molecule: messenger RNA, 1131 nt
Organism: Chanos chanos (milkfish)
Lineage: Eukaryota; Metazoa; Chordata; Actinopteri; Gonorynchiformes; Chanidae
Gene: zmat3
Product: zinc finger, matrin-type 3
Exons: 6
Coding region: 37-1131 (364 amino acids)
Molecular function (GO): nucleic acid binding; zinc ion binding
Source: RefSeq, a predicted model, not a curated record
GAAGUUCGUUAGCGAUCUCGGAAGGAUGCAGGGAAGAUGGCGAUGAAUGUAAAGAACAUAGAUACAUUUUAUCAAAGUGCUGAAUACUGCAGUAAUUACAAUUCUCAACCUGUAAACUAUGGGAAUAGCAGCCAUUAUGUUCCUCGGAUACCAGGUCCAGAGUCUGCUCUGGAGCUGCCGCUGAAUCUAAUAUGCCCACAACAACCCCAGCCCUUCCAGCCCAUUGCUCCUACACAAGCCCUCAGACCACCUCCAAUGAUGGUACCUCCAGACCCUCUGCGCUUUCCCCUCUGCAGCCCCAUGUCGGUGAAGCCUCCCCCUCACCUUCAGCUGGUGCCAAGCUCACCUCUCCCUGGGCCACCCAUCCCUAGCCCCAAGCCCCCAGAGGAAGAGAGCCAACCGGGAAACGCGGAUCAGGAUGCCACACUGGAGGAGCUGUGUAAGCCACUGUACUGCAAACUGUGUAAUGUCACCCUCAACUCAGCCCAGCAGGCCCAGGCUCAUUAUCAGGGCAAAAACCACAGCAAAAAACUGCGUAAUUUCUAUGCUGGUAGCCAGCAGCCUCCCCCUAUCAGAAUACCAGAAGUGGUUGAGCCUGUUUCCCAGCAACCCUCAUCCACUCCUCCUGCAGAGACUGCAACAGCUAAGCAGCCCGUCUCCUUUAAAGGCGUGAGCAGAGUAAUCCUGGCUACAGAAAACGACUACUGCAAGCUGUGCGAUGCCUCCUUCAGUUCCCCGGCAGUGGCCCAGGCUCAUUACCAGGGUAAAAACCACGCCAAGAGACUGCGGCUGGCGGAAGCCCAGCAAAACGCCAGCUCAUCUGAGUCGUCAGAUUUCACUCAAAGGCAACCCAGAAAAGAGGGGAGUGAGUACAGACUGAUCAAAAACCGAAGGACUAGUCACAUCACUCCUUCUGUACCAGGGCCUUACUACCAUCCGCGGCCCAGGCAACGCAUUCCCCGUGAUCUGGCCAUGUGUGUGACGCCCAGCGGUCAGUACUACUGUUCCAUGUGUAACUGUGGAGCCAGUGAAGAGGCCGACUUCCGUCAGCACCUGGAGAGCAAGCAGCACAAGAGCAAAGUGUCGGAACAGCGAUACCGCAGUGAGAUGAAAAACCUGGGAUAUUCUUAG